Gymnogyps californianus (California condor) is the source of this 6204-nucleotide messenger RNA. RefSeq names its product protein mono-ADP-ribosyltransferase PARP14-like. Gene Ontology annotation, molecular function: NAD+ poly-ADP-ribosyltransferase activity; transcription corepressor activity. The transcript is spliced from 19 exons. Gene Ontology annotation, biological process: negative regulation of gene expression. The record is from RefSeq and is a predicted model, not a curated record. NCBI's taxonomy places the organism in Eukaryota, Metazoa, Chordata, Aves, Accipitriformes, Cathartidae. Gene Ontology annotation, cellular component: cytoplasm; nucleus. The coding region runs from base 18 to 5750 and encodes 1910 amino acids.
GAGACGUAGAGGCGGCCAUGGCGGGGCAGCGGCCGGGCGUCUUCCCGCUGCUGGUGCGGGGCGACUGGGGCGCGACCGAGCCGCCCCCCGCCCUGAGGAAGAAGCUGCUCUGCUACUUCCAGAGCCAGAAGCGCUCGGGCGGCGGCGAGUGCGAGCUGCGGGUCGCGACCGGGACCGGGACCGGGACCGGGCACCUCCUCGUCUGCUUCGCUCACCCCGAGGUGAGGCAGCGCGUGCUCGACCGGCGGGUCCAUGAGCUCGACUGGGGGCCCAGAGGGCGGCUGUCGCUGCUCGUCACCGAGCUGCCCGCGGACGGCGACCCCGCGCAGGAGCUGGGCCGGGCCGGCGGGGCCGAGGCGCCAGUUAAUGAACCCCAGGUGUCCCUUCCCACCUGCCAGAAUAAGGAGACUUCUGUGUGUACUCAGCAGGAGAAGACAGAAUCAUGUAAGAAAUUGGAAGCAGAAAAAGCAACCUCUAGGAAAUCUGUCAUAGUAGUAACCACUGCCUCUGGAGAGGAAAUAGAAGAUGAGAUUGUGGAAAUGUACUUUGAAAAUAAAAAGAAGUCCGGUGGGGGGGCCAUCAAGUCUUACAUCAAAAAGGAUCAGCAAAUAAUCAUCACCUUUCAGGAUGAGGAAGAUGCCCAAGAAGUUUUGCAAAGGGAGCAUCACUCGGUGAAGAAAAUUGAUCUGUUCGUGAAGCCAUGGCAAGUGGAGACUCUCCAGGAGCCAUGCCAAGUGGAGGACUCUCAAGGAUCCCUGCCUUCCACCAUAGUUGUGCUUGAAAAUGUGCAGGAGACAGUGAAAGAUUGCAUGUUAAUUAUGCUGGUAGAGAACAUCAGUGGCUUGUCAGAGGAUGAUGGUGACUUCAGUGUGGAAAUGAUACCUGAAAUACGUGCUGCUGUAGUUACUUUUACUGGAAAUAUUGCUGCAGGGGAAUUUGCUAAAAAGCUUAAUCAAAACCACAGAGCAAAGCAACAAAAUAUUACUGCACGGUGCCUUGAGCUAACAAAAAGUGUUAGGGCUGAAAAUGUACCACCUAACACCCCCAGUGACUAUAUAACCGUCUACUUUGAAAAUAAGAAGAAUGGAGGUGCACAAGUGGUGGAUGUUCAGCAGCUGCCCGAUGAAGAUGCAGCUAUCAUUACAUUCAAUGACCAUAAAGAUGUAACCAAUAUCUUGGCAAAGCAGCAUUCACUCAACAAAACACCUAUCUCUGUCUAUCCUUACUACAUCUCGCUGGGAACAGCUCUAUAUGGAAAGGAAGGGCCACAAAUAAAGAAGCCAGAUCCAAUUACAGUGCAUCUGGAUCUGUAUAUCUGGUAUUACUUGCAAGGAAAUAAUAAGCUAACUGAGGCAAUAAGUUGUGAAAUGGCAAAGUGUAAUUGUGUGCUAACAUGGCCUGAACCGCGCUGUGCAGACCCGAAAGUUACUUUGCAUCCUUCAGCUGCUUUAUUUGAGCAGAAGAGGUUAGUAUCUCGAUUGAUCAAGACAUGGAAUAAAAACGUUUCCACAGCAUUUUCGUGUUGCAUAUCGAAGUACAAAGCAAUUAAAUGUCAAGUAAGUGCAGAGGUGUGGGAAGCCGUUAGAAACAGCUUUACCCAUGAUGAAGUUCUGACAAUCCCAUGUAUUUCCAAGGGUUUACUUGUUCUAGUAGGUGAAAAUGAAGUUGUGAAGAAUGUUGAACAAGAACUGAAGUUUCUGAUAGAAAAGGCCACCAGAGAAAUUGAAAGAGAAAAGCAAAAAACUGAAGAAGUGGUGGCAAUGUGUCCAGGGGAAUAUGCAAUUUUACAGAGUACUGGUCUUGAAGAAAAAAUUCGUAUGGAGUUCCCAGCCCUGCAGAUAACUUACGAUCAUUUGCAGAAGAUCAUUAACCUAUGUGGAGUGCCUGAGGAAGUUUAUAAAGUAAAAGGGGAAAUAUUAGAUAAUAUACGCAAAAUGGCAAAGAAAACAGUUAAUAUCCACCCUUAUAUUUUCCAGUUUUUAGAGCAUAUUGAUAAUGAAACCCUGUCACAGACCCUGUUUAUGUCAAAACAAAUUAGUGCCUUUUAUGAGCUUGGCACAGAAGCUGUCAUCUUGAAAGGGAGUGCUCCUGAAGAUCUCCUAAAAGCAGAAGAAGAAAUAAAGAAGGAACUGGUCUACAAAAGCAUUACUUUGGAGGAUGAGUCAGUCCUCCAGAAGAAGGAAUGGAGGAUGCUCACCAAGCGAAACUGCUCUACUGAAGCUGUAACAGUCACUCAAGCAGAGAGUCAAGUCAUCAUUGCUGGUUGUUCUGAAGCAGUAGCAAAAGCCUUUGAGGAACUUUUUGACUUUAUAGAUGAAAACACGCAAGUACAAAAGGUCAUCGGAGGAAAGCCCAUGGCGGUCAUAAUCUUUUUUGAGAAAGAGAAGGCCAAUGUUUGGGGUGACUUACAGACUAAAGGUGUGAAAGUUGACUUUAGCACACAGAAGAAUUGUAGAGUUAUAUCCUUGAGUGGGCCGAGAAGAGAAGUGCUAAAGGGAGUCACCUUAGUUGAGCAAAUUCUGUCUGGCCUGCAUUAUAAGCGUGUGGUAAUUAGAGAGCCAGGAGCCGAGUCGUAUUUCAAAGAACGAGAACACUUUUUUGCCGCCACUGUGAAACAAGACUUUAAGUGUCUAGUCAGGCUGGAAGAGCAGUCAGAAGAACAGCUGGAAGAACAGCAAGAACAUAGUAAUAUAGGCAAGCCCUAUAGGCAGGUGACCGCAGGUGGAAUUGUAAUAGCUGUUUAUAAAGCUGACUUGUGCACUCAUCCUGUUGAUGUUGUGGUAAAUGCAUCUAAUGAAGACUUAAAACACAUCGGUGGCCUGGCUGAGGCACUGUUAAAAGCAGCUGGUCCAGAGCUGCAACAGGAGUGCGACGAGCUGGUGAGGAAGAACGGGACUUUGCAGCCUGGGUGCGCAGUUAUCACAGGCGCUGGGAAACUCCCCUGCAAGAACAUCAUUCAUGCUGUUGGGCCCAGGUGGAGGAAGGAUGAAGCAGAAAAGUGCGUGUACUUGUUAAGAAGGACAGUGAAGAAAAGUCUGCAACUAGCUGAAACAUUUAAUCAUUGUUCCAUAGCUCUGCCUGCUAUAAGCGGAGGGAUUUUUGGCUUCCCACUGGAACUGUGUACGUAUUCAAUUGUAUCCUCCAUCAAGGAGACCUUGGAAGAAUCCAUGGGGGACAGCAGCUUGAAGGAGGUUCAUCUUGUGGAUAUUGCACACAAUAACAUUGAGGCUUUCAGCAAGGCACUGAGAGAAGUGUUUUCAGAUCAUUCCUACAGGUCACUGCAUCAGACCAGUACAGUUAAUCAGCCUAGGAAGAGCAAAAUUUCUCAAAAUAUCAAGAACUUCCCAUUGGUUACAACUGAGGAAGGCCUUGACAUCAUGCUGAAAAAAGGAAGCAUUGAAGAUGCUACAACAGACAUUGUUGUCAUCAGUGUUGCCAAAGAUCUCCAGCUUGGUAAAGGGCCACUCUCUAAAGCUUUGCUAAGCAAGGCAGGGCCAAUGCUUCAGACGGGCUUAAAAGAAGAAGGCAUAGGAAAAACGCCCGAGGAAGGAUCUGUGUUGAAAACAAAAGGUUACAAUCUAGGUUGCAGUGUUGUGCUUCAUGCUGUUGUACCUGCAUGGUCCCAGAGACAUGCAUCUCCAAAGAUCUUGGGCGACAUCAUCACAAAAUGCCUGGAGAUUGCUGAGGAACUAUCUUUAAAGUCAAUUACUUUCCCAGCGAUUGGGACAGGGAAUUUAGGAUUCCCAAGGUCUGUUGUUGCAAAAUUACUGUUUGACAAGGUGUUUGAAUUCAGUAGUAAAAAUGGAGUAAAUUCUCUUGAGGAAGUUCACUUUCUAUUGCAUCCAAAAGACACAGCUAAUAUUCAGGAAUUUUCAGAUGAACUUGAGAACAGGUGUGGAAAUACUGUAGAUGUUAAAGUGCAGAAUACUUCUCCAAAUAAGGCUAGCAAAGGCACAGCUUUCUCUGGUACCUCUUCCACCCCAGCACAGAAUGUACAUGAAAUGAAGAUUGGCUCCAUCGUGUUCCAGGUGGCAGAAGGCGAUAUUACCAAGGAAGGAGGAGAUGUCAUUGUAAACAUAACAAACCAAACCUUCAGCCUCAAAACAGGUGUCUCUAGAGCAAUUCUGAACGGUGCUGGAAAAGCAGUUGAAGAUGAAUGUGCUCAACUAGGCUCACAAUCUAACAAGACCUUUAUCACCACCCAAGCAGGAAGCCUGCCAUGCAAAAAAAUAAUUCAUUUUGUUGCCCAAGAUGAUAUCAAGGUGCUAGUCUCCAGAGUGCUUCAGGAGUGUGAAUUACAGCAGUACACCUCUGUCGCCUUCCCAGCAAUUGGAACAGGUGAGGCAGGCCGUGAUCCAGCUGUAGUAGCUGACGACAUGAUAGAUGCAGUAACUGACUUUGCAAGAAGUAACUUUGCUCCAUCUGUGAAAACUAUUAAAGUUGUCAUCUUUCAGCCACAUCUGCUGAGUGUGUUCCAUGCAAGCAUGCAGAAAAGAGCAAGUCCUGCUAAAACAGCAGCCAAAUUACUGCUUUCCAAGAUAAAGUCAUUCUGGAGCUCUGAGAAAUGUUCCCCAAAGGAAAAAGCCAAAGCAGUUUUGGAAAAGAAAAUCGACCUGGCUGUUGUGCAGAUUUGUGGUGAAAACAAAAAGAAAGUGGAAGAAGCUGAAAACUGGUUGAGAAGUGCAAUUUUAAAGGAACAGUUUCAAACAGAAAUCACAGAUGAGUCUAUCUUUCAUUUCGGUGAAGCAGAGAGUGAGGAGCUGCAUAACCUACAAAAGAAAUUAAAAAUUGCGCUUCAUUUGGAUAGUACCACUAUUCGCAUUUCAGGUGUUGAGAAAGAUGUCUGGAUUGCUUAUUCAACUGUUCAAGAAAUGAUCCACAAGGUAAAAGCUGCUAAACAGGAAGAGAUCAGGGCAGAACUUUUACAAAACUUAAUUGAGUGGAAAUAUUUUGAAAAGGAUUCCUAUGUGCCCUUUGACAGUCUCACAAAUAUGUACUUGGAAGAUGCUUUCAUGGGAAAGCAGAAAGAUAUUUCCGUCGUCAUUGAUGAGAAAAAAUACGCAGUGAAUACAGAAGCUAGAUACGCUGUGGAUGACCAAGGAAAACGUACCCCUAUUAUACGUGUUGAUAAAUCUGAAGAUCAAGAGUCAACAGUACUCCCUGCAACGUGGGACGAUAUGCAAAACCAGCGACUCAAAAUAGUGGAAUUGAAACGAGAAACAAGAGAAUAUAAAGAUGUGCAGGAAAGGUUUCUGAAGACCUGUCAGUCAUUAAAAAUUGAAAAGAUUGAAAGGGUACAGAACCCAUUUUUUUGGAAGGCCUACCAAAUAAAAAAGCGUGAAAUGGAUAACAAAAAUGGCAACAGAAAUAAUGAGAGGCUUCUGUUUCAUGGGACGAGUAAGGAGUCAUUAACCUUAAUUAACAACCGUGGAUUUAACCGGAGCUAUGCUGGAAUGCACGCUGCAAACUUUGGAAAUGGAACGUACUUUGCUGUUAACGCCAGCUAUUCUGCCAGUGACACCUACUCUAAACCGGAUGCGGAUGGAAAGAAGUACAUGUACUUGGCUCGAGUCCUUGUUGGAGAAUAUUCUCGGGGGAUAAGAGGAUCGAUUACCCCAGCAGCAAAAAACGCUAGUAACUCUAUAGAUCUGUUUGAUAGUUCAACUGAUAAUGUGAACCAGCCCUCCAUGUUCAUCAUAUUUAAUGACAUUCAAGCUUACCCAGAAUACCUUAUCACUUUCACUAGAUAAGCAUUUUGAUUGCAGCCAAGAUUGCAUAUCUUUCAGUCUCUGUGUAGGACAGAAACACUUAUAACAAAAUAUACAAUGAAAACAAUAAAUACCAAAUUAAUUUCUCAAAGCUUGGUUACAUUUAAGCGACCUCUGGCAAUUUUUGGUAGCACUGAAAUAGACUGCUUGUUUACACUCAGAGUAGCUGAGCAUGUUUAACACUUGAGCUCAAUAUUCUACUGAAAACUGGUUAGAUUACGUAUCAGGCCUUUAUACCAUUUUAGCCUUUCCAUGCAGCCUUAUGGCCAUCCUAGUUGCACUAGGAAGUGGGGAGUGCUGGCACGGGAUUGGAAGGGAUCUUCUCUCAGCCGCUGACUGCUCGAUGUUGCAUUUCUGAUGGCUUCUUACACUCUGUAAAUGACAGUCUGCAUCAUGAAUUAUGAUACAGGGGUUUUCAGUAAACAAACUAAUUGUA